AUGGAACCCUUGCUGGGCUUUCCCCACCACCACUGCUUCCUCCUCCUCUUCUUCAUCUCCCUGAGCGCGCUGGGCUUGGCUCAGUACGAACACUGGCCUUACCUCCCUGGCUACCCUGAGCCACCCCCACAAGUGUACCAACCCCCCCAGAGAGCAGCAGAUGUGCCCAAGAUCCAGCUGAGGCUGGCAGGGCAGAAGAGGAAGCACAACGAGGGCAGGCUGGAGGUGUUCUACGGCGGCGAGUGGGGCACGGUGUGCGACGACGACUUCUCCAUCCACGCUGCACACGUGGUCUGCAGGGAGCUGGGCUACCUGGAGGCUGUGUCCUGGCUACCCAGCUCCAAGUAUGGCAAAGGAGAAGGCAAAAUUUGGAUGGACAAUGUCCACUGCAAUGGCAAAGAGACCACCCUGGCAGCCUGCAGCUCCAACGGCUGGGGAGUGACUGACUGCAAACACACUGAGGACGUGGGAGUGGUCUGCAGUGAGAAGAGAAUCCCUGGCUUCAAGUUUGACAGCUCCUUGCUGAACCAAAUAGAGAACAUGAACAUCCAGGUGGAGGACAUCAGGAUCCGUCCCAUCCUGGCCACCUACCGCAAGCGAGUGCCGGUCACGGAGGGCUACGUGGAGGUGAAAGAGGAAGGCAGCUGGAAGCAGAUCUGUGACAAGCACUGGACCAUGAAGAAUUCCCGAGUUGUCUGUGGCAUGUUUGGCUUUCCCAGUGAGAGGAAAUACAACACCAAUGUCUACAAGAUGUUUGCCAGCAGAAGGAAGCAGCAUUAUUGGCCUUACUCCAUGGACUGCAGUGGGAAUGAAGCUCACAUCUCCAGCUGCAAACUGGGCAACCACCUCCAGGUGGAUGCAGGGAAGAACACAACCUGUGAGAAUGGGAUGCCUGCAGUUGUCAGCUGUGUCCCAGGACGUGCCUUUGCCCCCAGCAGCCACAGUGGCUUCAGAAAAGCCUUCAGGCAGGAGCAACCACUGGUGAGGCUGAAAGGAGGAGCCAACACUGGGGAAGGCAGAGUUGAAGUGCUGAAAAAUGGGGAGUGGGGAACAGUUUGUGAUGACAACUGGAACCUGGUGUCAGCCAGCGUGGUGUGCAGAGAGCUGGGCUUUGGGAGUGCCAAGGAAGCCAUCACAGGAGCAAGGCUGGGGCAAGGCAUGGGCCCAAUCCACCUGAAUGAAAUCGACUGCACAGGCUUUGAGAAGUCCCUCACUGACUGCAAGUUCAACACAGAGUCCCAGGGCUGCAACCAUGAGGAAGAUGCUGCUGUGAGAUGCAAUGUUCCAGCCAUGGGCUUCCAGAAUCAGCUGCGGCUGAGCGGGGGCCGCAACCCUUACGAGGGCAGGGUGGAGGUCCUGGCGGAGCGCAACGGCAGCCUGAGGUGGGGCACGGUCUGCAGCGAGAACUGGGGCACCGUGGAGGCCAUGGUGGUGUGCAGGCAGCUGGGGCUGGGCUUCGCCAGCCAUGCCUUCCAGGAAACCUGGUACUGGCAUGGAGAUGUGAGUGCUGACAACGUGGUGAUGAGUGGAGUCAAGUGCUCGGGGACAGAGAUGUCCCUGGCCCACUGCCGCCACGACGGAGCUGAGGUCUCCUGUCCCAGAGGAGGAGGUCGCUUUGGUGCUGGGGUGUCCUGCUCAGAGACUGCCCCUGACCUGGUGCUGAACGCCGAGCUGGUGGAGCAGACAGCCUACCUGGAGGACAGGCCCAUGUUCAUGCUGCAGUGUGCCCUGGAGGAGAACUGCUUGGCCAGCUCAGCUGCCAACACCUCCCUCACCUCGGGCUACCGCCGCCUGCUGCGCUUCUCCUCCCAGAUCCACAACAACGGACAGUCCGACUUCCGCCCCCGCAACGGGCGCCACGCCUGGGUCUGGCACGACUGCCACCGGCAUUACCACAGCAUGGAGGUUUUUACCCACUAUGAUCUACUGAACCUCAAUGGCACCAAGGUGGCUGAAGGACACAAAGCCAGCUUCUGCCUGGAAGACACUGAGUGUGAAGCAGAUGUGCAGAAGCAGUAUGAGUGUGCCAACUUUGGGGAGCAGGGCAUCACAGUGGGGUGCUGGGAUGUCUAUCGGCACGACAUCGACUGCCAGUGGAUCGACAUCACCGACGUCCCUCCAGGAGAUUACCUCUUCCAGGUUGUCAUCAACCCCAACUAUGAAGUUGCUGAGUCAGAUUAUUCCAACAAUGUGAUGAAGUGCAGGAGCCGCUACGACGGACAGCGAGUGUGGAUGUACAACUGCCACAUAGGUGGCUCUUUCAGUGAGGAGACAGAGGAGAAGUUUGAUCACUUCAGUGGACUCACAAAUAACAGAGUGGCCACUCGGUAG
Messenger RNA from Indicator indicator, 2331 nucleotides. RefSeq names its product lysyl oxidase like 2 (gene LOXL2). The transcript is spliced from 13 exons. Gene Ontology annotation, molecular function: copper ion binding; protein-lysine 6-oxidase activity. Gene Ontology annotation, cellular component: membrane. The coding region runs from base 1 to 2331 and encodes 776 amino acids. The record is from RefSeq and is a predicted model, not a curated record. Gene Ontology annotation, biological process: peptidyl-lysine oxidation. Lineage: Eukaryota; Metazoa; Chordata; Aves; Piciformes; Indicatoridae.